AUGGCAACUUUCGUGGGAAACAAUAUCUGUGCGUACUGUCAUAAGUUCUUCAUUUUCUUGGAUCGGCAUUAUUGCCGUGAAAAACAUUCCAGGGACUUCAAGGCAUCGUUGAACACCCAGCGGCCAGCGUCUAGCGCGGCGGCGCUCGUCAUUCACGAUACAAACAAGGUGGGCCUCGCUGAUAUGCCACAUUCAGCAGAGGAUCCAUCCAAGGAUUUCUGCCAACACGGGCAGCCAGCAGCUUCCGAUACUGGCUCGCUGGACAUGGGCCAGUCCUGCCUCGAGAACUUGGAGUUGGUGUUGCCUUCGACACAAGAGGCCGACUCUGUGAAACAGCCGUUCAACAUCCAGGUGGAAACCUUCCUUGCAUCCGUACUUUCCGCAAACAAUCUUUCAAAGUUCUUGACCCUGUUUCGGGGUGGUGAUGCAUAUCUGCCUUCCGGGACGAAUGAGAGAGAAGUUUUUAAAAACAUCCAGACACACAGCAGGGCAGCAGAGGCGUUUAUGCAUGUCGACAUUUCGAGACAGGUCGGACUGGACAAGGAGCUAAGUGUUGCCGUACACAAGGAUCCCAUCGGCUUGGUGAAGCGCAUGCUGGAACUCCCUGACGGCAACGCGGUGUUGAAGCCAACUGUCGUCAUGGACGACGAUGGACAACAACGAGUAUAUAAUGAGAUGUGGACGGCAGACAAGUGGAUAUCCGACCAGGUGACGUGGGCAAAGAAGUCGCCCAUCGUGUACAUCAUGCUGUGGUCUGACAAGAUGAAUUAUGACAAGGCGGGACGCCAGACUGGUCACCCGAUUACUAUUUCCCUAGGUGAGAGCAAGGACAGCGAGUCGUUCAGGACCCUGAAGCGCAAAGUGCUGCAGGUUGCCCUGGAGCAAGUGCUGAAGCCUUUCAAGCAAGCUAGUUACGAGUAA
Volvox carteri f. nagariensis is the source of this 921-nucleotide messenger RNA. RefSeq lists its product as uncharacterized. The coding region runs from base 1 to 921 and encodes 306 amino acids. The record is from RefSeq and is a predicted model, not a curated record. Lineage: Eukaryota; Viridiplantae; Chlorophyta; Chlorophyceae; Chlamydomonadales; Volvocaceae. The transcript is spliced from 4 exons.